Molecule: messenger RNA, 1746 nt
Organism: Symbiodinium sp. CCMP2456
Lineage: Eukaryota; Dinophyceae; Suessiales; Symbiodiniaceae
Source: the annotation of a GenBank genome assembly
AUGUUCUUGUGCAUGCUAGCCAUCGGGCCAUCUGGUUGUCUGGGCGGUGAUCAGCACAAUCUAUUUCCGAUGUCUCCAACGCAAUGGACGAUUGAGGAUGUGCAAGCAUGGUUGCUAAGGCAAGGUCAUGACGUUGCGCGUCCUGAUGUGCUCGAGCAGUUCAAGCAGAACGAAGUUGAUGGCACGGUGCUUCUAGCCCUGACUGCGGCAGACAUCCGCGAAGAGCUCCAGAUUUCUAGCUUGCCCAUCCGGAAAAAACUUCUGGAAAGUAUUGAGUCACUACGUCAUUUGGAGGAGAAUCGUCAGCUCAGAAAGGCUGUCGUGGAGCAGCUCACUACCGUUCAGGCUGAUCUGGCUUCAUUGCAGACAGGCAGCACACGCAGUCCUGUCAGUUCUGAGUCGGACGACGAUUACCUUCGCGCGGUGCAGUUAUGGACAGAGGACAUGAAGCAAGUCCAAGCCGUCAUUGAUGACGCUAGUUUCAGUUAUGAAGUUCAGUCCAUCGAGAUCGGGUUGCAUCGUGAGGCUGCGGCCGACAACAGUGCGGCAAGGGAGCUCGAGCAACAUCUUUCUCGAGUACAAGAGCUGGAGCGCAAUGAUGCACAGACUGCGCAAGAAGUGCAUGCGGCCAGGAACGAGCAGCAGGUACGAGAUGUCCUGCGCCGUGCAAUAGAAAGUGUUGAAGAGCCAGCAGCCCCGCAGCACCCAGUGAUUCAGGAAGACGUACCAGAUGUGGCGGCCGUCGACUCCAGCAACCAGCUGCCUUGUGAUGUUGUCCAGGUUUUGCCAGGUGCAGCUGGGUCAUCGAAUGACCAGGUUCCACCAGUGCCAGAGCCCCACCCGUCGGCAGAUGGCUCAGAACGACGCAUCAAAUGUGCAAGUUGCUUUGAGAUGAGACGUUGCUUUCGGUUGACAUGCGGCCAUUGCAUGUGCAAAGGCUGCCUCGCGCAGCUAUUCACGAAGGCAGUCGGCGACAUGACACUCUGGCCAGUUCGAUGCUGCAAGCAAAACAUUGACAUUGGCCUGGCACAGCGAGUCCUGCACGGACACGAACUGCAUGUCUUCGUGGAGAGGAUGAAGGAAGCUGUGGCCGUCCAGAAGAUGUAUUGUGUCAACCCGUACUGUUCUCAUUUUUUAGACCUCGACAACCUCCCGGAAGACCACGACUCGUACCCUUGCCCCAGAUGCGCAACCUUGCUCUGCCUGCCUUGUCGUGGGGCAGCCCAUCCAGGAAUGACCUGCAAUGAAGCGAAGGAAAGUCGAGGAACUACGGAGGCAGACAGGCAGCUCCAGGAGCUGGCGGAGAGGAAAGGUUGGCGAAAGUGUGGGAAGUGCGGUGUGAUGGUGCAGCUGGCCUCGGGCUGCAACCACAUGACCUGCCGCUGUGGCCAUCACUUUUGCUAUCAAUGCGGAACUCAAUGGAUGGAUGCCAGUGGACAGCAAGUUCAGCAAUGUCGCUGUGACUUGUGGCAAGAGGACAACUUGGUGGAGGAGGAGCGUCGGCAAGUGGCUAACGUUGAGCGUGUGGAGCGACGCCGGGUUGAAGAGCCUGAGCGCCAAUUGAUCAGAGAGCAGCUGAUGGCUGGUGAGUGCCCGCACGGCACUUGGGUCCAUCGGAACUAUGGCUCGUAUGCACUGAACGAGGAAUGCUCGAACUGUGGGUUCUACAUGUAUCAUUACUGCUACAGGUGCAGCCGUUGCAGAGACAUGGUCUGUCACACCUGUAGAUUCCAUCGGCUAGGGUAG